GUCCGCAAUCCCGCAAUAAAAAGAGGGCGACAAGAGGAGAAAAUUUACAGAUCUCGAGAAGACUUGAGAGCUGAGAGACGAGAAAAACUAUAGGCUCCUUCGAGGUAUAAUUUGCACUUCGUUCAGGAUCACGAAGAUAAAUUGCUCUAUGAAGAUGAGAAUGUCACGACUCCCGCAUUUAGCAAUUUUCUUCUUCGCUGCUUCCGUUCAUCUUCUCCUGUUCUCCAUCUGCCCAGUCAGCAGUCGCAUUUAUCGAACGAACGAUGCCGUCGUCAUUGAAGUUGACGAUGUGAGACCCAGCACCUUCGCGAAUCGAAAUUUCGCAAAUCCUGCGCCGAUCCCGAUGAUGUACGCAGUCAAUCCGUACACCAUCCUCUUGUCCCAGCCAUACUCAAACUUUCCGUUUUGGCCGUAUCCUCUCUACCAGCAGCCGGCGAGCAGCAGUGUCCCUGAUGUCGAAGAUGUUGCAGCAACUUCCUCUGAAUCUAAGCAGCAGAAAAUUAACUGCGGUGUCGGACCUCCUUCACCACCUCAACGUUCUCUACCAGUUGCUGCUAUCGUCGGUGGAUCCGAAGCUAUCCCGAAUUCUUGGCCGUUUAUCGCGGGUCUGAGGAUUGCCGGAAGAAGUUCUGUGUUUUGCGGAGGAUCCAUCAUUUCACCGACGAGAAUCCUUACAGCGGCCCAUUGCGUGGAAAAAAUGUCUGCGUUCAACAUUUCGACAAUGACUGUGAAUCUUGGCAUGCACAACCAAACAGGAAACGACGCAGAUCACACGAGGAGGGUUAGUCGCGUUGUCUACCACAUUGCAUACAAUGCCAACACAAAUCAAAACGACGUUGCCGUCUUGACGAUAGACCCACCCAUCGUUUACUCGGCUGCCGUUUCGCCCGUUUGCUUGCCACGAGCCAGUUCCGCCGUCGAUCAAUUCGCCGGCAAAGAUGCGGCCAUUAUGGGAUGGGGAAGAGAAAAUGAAAAUGAUACAAUUCCACCCGAUGUACUUAAGCAAGCUACCGUCCAAAUUAUUCCUAAUGCAGAUUGUAAGACGCAAUAUGCCGUAGGUGGUGUGGAAAUGGAAAUAACAAAUCAGCAACUCUGCGCAAGUGCUGAUGGAAGAGACACAUGCCAAGGUGACAGUGGAGGUCCAAUUGUCGUCCAAGCUGGUUCUACUACUGCAUGGACCCAAGUCGGCAUCACCAGCUUUGGAAAUGGCUGUGCGAAACCAAACUUUGCUGGCGUUUACGCGAGUGUGGCAUUUUUCAGGAACUGGAUUAAUACCUACAUGAAUAGCUAAACACCAUCCGAUGAAUCAUAAGACCGGACCACACAGUUCUAUGGGUGCUGUCUAAAACCCGCGUGCUGAUAAUUCCCAAUUUUUCCAACGCAAGAAAUUCCAGUCCACUCACAUUUUUACGGGCUCUUUUAUUUCCUGGCCGGUUUUCUUAUUCUUAAUUAUUUAUAUUCUAUCCACCGUACAUUUCAAAUUUUAUAUUCUUUGACAUAAUUUUAUUAUGAUUAUUAACUUCUCUUUUGGACUUUUUGGUGGAACGUUUUGGGAUUGUAUGAAAAAAAAAUUAUUUGCGUCGAAUUCUGAAUAAACGACAUGCAAAUUAAAAUUCAAUCAUGUCCUACGACGUGCAGAAAGCCCAAUGCCCAAAUCAUAGGGAAAUGGUAAUUUACAAAAAUUGUUGAUUGAAUAUAAUUAUAGUGUGUUUUGAGUGUUAUUUUAAGCGCAUGAAAUAAUCAAACUACACAAAAAUGAUUUUGGGUUUUCUU
This is a messenger RNA of Daphnia pulex (common water flea), 1773 nucleotides long. RefSeq names its product trypsin-like. The coding region runs from base 149 to 1291 and encodes 380 amino acids. Gene Ontology annotation, biological process: proteolysis. The record is from RefSeq and is a predicted model, not a curated record. NCBI's taxonomy places the organism in Eukaryota, Metazoa, Arthropoda, Branchiopoda, Diplostraca, Daphniidae. Gene Ontology annotation, molecular function: serine-type endopeptidase activity. The transcript is spliced from 9 exons.